AUUAUAUUAGUAAAAAUAAACAAGACCAUAUGCUCUUAAUUUGCAUGACUAUGGUCUACAUGUUGGAUAUUUAAACGGGAACAUUGUCCACUUGUCGCCAGUCGCCAGUCGCCAGUCGCCGGUGAUUGCCUAACCGUAGGAGCGAAGCCAGGAGAAGCCAUGCUCGAGAGAGAAGUGGUUCGAUUUCAAUUUAGGUCAUCUAUAUGUCUCACUCUGAUUCCACUUCUCACUUAUCUUUAUCUACCAGCCACCAUUUUUGCUUCAAAAUGCUCUAUUAAUGGGUUUCAACUUGUGAAGAAUAUAAGUGAGCUUCCACAAAGUAAUUAUGGUCGAGAAGGCCUCUCUCACAUCACUGUUGCUGGGUCUCUCAUCCAUGGUACGAAAGAGAUUGAGGUGUGGCUACAAUCGUUUGCUCCUGCAUCACACACACCAAUUCACAGGCACUCAAGCGAAGAAGUUUUUGUUGUUCUGAAGGGAAGUGGUACACUUUAUCUUGCUUCAGACUCAGACUCACACGGAAGGUAUCCUGGCCACCCCAAAGCAUUUCCCAUCUUCGCAAACAGCACCUUUGUUGUUCCUGUUAACGAAGUUCACCAGGUCUGGAACUCGAACAACAAUGAAGAUCUGCAAGUUCUGGUUAUUAUAUCACGUCCUCCUAUAAAAGUGUUCAUAUAUGAAGACUGGCUUAUGCCUCAUACUGCUGCUAAACUCAAGUAUCCAUACUAUUGGGAUGAACAAUGUUUUGAUUCUCCUGAAAAAGAUGAGCUCUAAGACAUGGUCACUCGGAACUUUUCGCCCGUCUUUCUCUCAUGACUUGUAAAGUGCAGCACCUAAGCAAAGAGCUGCAGUAAGGUAUUUCUUCUGGAACUUGUAUCACUCUUAAAAUCAUGUAUUGAUAGUUUUGUAAAGAACUUAUGUUUUAGUCUUUUUAAAUUUAGAAGGAUUUUGAUCAUGUAAAAUUAAGAACUUAUUUAUUCUACAUUUAAAAUUAAAUUACCAGUGAAAUUAACAAUACAACCAACAUAAUGCUUCUACAAGAAAAUAUCAAGCUGUACUACAAUGCUACUCCCAAGAACAAUAUCAAACAAUACUACAAUGUUUUUAUACAUUGUAAUAGAUCAUGUAUGCUAACCCAUCAUAUUGAAUCACAAGGAAUCCAAUCUAAAAUGAUACCAAAAAUCUAAAAAAGAAAACCAAAUGAAAUUAGUAAUGAGUAAGAUUUUAGCCAUAAAAGUCAGGAUCUUCAGGCUUGAACAUCUUAGGCAUCAUAAGAUCUUGAGAUGAAGUAUCAACAAUUUUAAUCUUCUGAUUAACCCCUCUUUUAGUAUUUGCAGCAAAUUUAGAAGCUAAAAUAGUAGCUGUUAGUGGUUGUUGCU
Amaranthus tricolor (Joseph's coat) is the source of this 1376-nucleotide messenger RNA. Its product is annotated as auxin-binding protein T85-like. The transcript is spliced from 5 exons. Lineage: Eukaryota; Viridiplantae; Streptophyta; Magnoliopsida; Caryophyllales; Amaranthaceae. The coding region runs from base 160 to 771 and encodes 203 amino acids. The record is from RefSeq and is a predicted model, not a curated record. Gene Ontology annotation, molecular function: auxin binding.